UUUUUUUUUUUUUUUUUGCUCCCCCGUACUUUUGUAAUAAGCCAAGCCUUUAUAGGAGAGCAUUCGGCAUCAUCAGCUGUUCCAGGUUGGACUCUCAUUGCUGGAAGUCGGAGCUGAAGGAGUCACAUGACAGAACUGGAGGCAGGGAGCUAGAGAGAGGAAAAGGCACAGCAUUCCGCCUCGCACCGCCAUACUGUAGCCUCUUUUGAGCCAUUUCACAUUUUUAUUGCAACAUUUUACUCCCGCUCGGUGAGUACACUUCCACUGGCUAUUUUUUUUUUCUGUUUUUCUAAACAAACAUUUUUUUUUGGUCUUCUAAAUUCACCCCCUUCUUUUUCUUUUUUUUUCUUUUUUUUUGGGUUGUUUUUCCUCCUUUUGCUGGUGUUUGAAUUGAGCAUUUGCCGUGCUGGUUUCAAGCGUUUUUUCCCCCCCCCUCACCUCUACAGUCAGUCCAUCCAGGCUUCAAGUUUUCAGCAUGCGGUGAUUCAGAUCGAGAGGGUAUAAAUUGAAAGAAAAGAAAGGAAACGAGUGCGUUAUCGGUCUCUGAGAAAGCCUCUCACUUUGCUUGCAGUUUUGCAGAAACCGAGCAGAUUUUAUCAGUAGAGAGAUUUUUCUUUUUCCUGCGCAUUUACUGGUGGGUUUUGGGACAUUUUUUUUUAUUAUUUUGAUUUUUUUUUGUUGUUGUUUUCUGUCGACUUUUGCUGUGGCUUUGGUUUGCAUUUUGGCAGUGUGGUUUGUGAUUUUGAUGAAUCUCACCGGUGAAACCUCUCGCUUUUACUUUGUUGCUCUUUUCUUUAUCUUUUACCAAAAAAAAGAAACAAAGCAAUCCUUUUUAAAUCCCCUCUCUGGCGUUUUAACCUGACACUUUUCUUGCAGCUGAGCUCACAGGUUUGUGCUUUUUGUUUUAUCUCUUUUUUUCCCCCCUAUUUCCUGUUGUACUCUUGCAGAUGGCAGUGUCAAGUAUUUUUGGAUGUAAUUUUUUCUUACUAGAUUCUUGGGAGAGUUCAAUGCGUUUUUCUUGUUUUCUAUUUCAACGAGGAUGAACAGACAUUUUCCCACUUGCAGGAGGGCAACUGGAGGAGAAUGACUGGUAAAACCCAGACCAGCAACGUGACCAAUAAGAAUGAUCCUCGUUCCCUCAACUCCAGAGUCUUCAUCGGGAACCUCAACACAGCCAUCGUUAAGAAGACCGACAUAGAGGUCAUCUUCGCCAAGUACGGCAAGAUAGUGGGUUGCUCUGUGCAUAAAGGUUACGCGUUUGUACAGUACAUAAACGAAAGGAACGCCCGGGCCGCCGUGGCAGGAGAAAACGCCCGGAUCAUUGCUGGACAGCCUCUAGACAUAAACAUGGCGGGCGAGCCCAAGCCUUACAGGCCCAAAGGCGGCUCCAAGCGGCCGCUCUCAGCUGUUUACAGCGGUUACGAGUUUGAUUACGAAUACUACAGGGAUGAUUUCUACAGCAGGCUUUUCGAUUACCACGGCAGAGUGGCCCCCCCACCCAGAGCUGUGAUCCCUCUGAAACGCUCCAGGGUCCUCGCUCCCUCCUCUCGCCGUGGGAAGACUUCCUUCCCUGUCAAAACAUCCUCCUCUUCUUCCUCUUCAUCCUCCAGACCUCCAACAUCAUCCUCCUCCUCAGGUGUCAAAUUGAAGACGGACCAGCUCCAGACCAUUAAACGAGAGCUCACCCAGAUCAAAAUGAAGAUCGACUCUUUACUGGGACGCCUGGAGAAGAUUGAGAAGCAGCAGAGGACAGAAUCCGAGGCUCAAAGAAAAUACGAAGACAACUGCGACUCCCUGCAUGAGGAGUCUGUGUCGGAGACAGCGGAAAACUCUGGGGAGGAGGCAGGCGAGGGGGCGCUGGACGUGGAGGCGGGCGAGAUGACCGAUGGAGGGGAGGACGACUACGACGAGGAGGGCAGCCACCAUCUGAUAGAGAACCACGUAUCGGACAUCGACAACUGAGAUAAGGGCAAAGAAGCGAGCUCUCCUGGUUGUAGGUUUUAGAUUUCAUCAUCACCUUCGAGAGGCAGAAUAAAAGGAAUUUGUGAAAGAUGAGGAUUCGGGGACUGUAAGUUGUGUUUUGGAGAUGCCAAGUCGUGUUUGCAGCACAAGACCUGUUUUAACGUUUUUCUCCUGGAGUUUACUUCAAAAAGCAGCUUAUAUCACACGGCACGAAAGGAAACAGGAAGAUUUAUAAAUAUUUGUUGAUGCUUUUAUGAAAUGUGCUUGCGCUGUAAUCUUACUACUCCUUUCUUUAAGCGUUUUUAUUUCUCAAACAUCAAAUGAAUAAGUGAAGGUAAGGACAAUCUCCGGUCGCAGAGUGGUGUUCAGAAAAUAAAUGAGAUGCCGCCGCCGUCUGCUUUUGGAUUUGGACUCAUGCAUAAGCCAAUAGCUGUGAGCAAAACGCCAUCCAGCUUUAUCCAUUUAUCACACAAGCGUCCCUGUGGGGCUGUUCCACCGUGCAUCUCUGCUCCUGCCAAGUUUCAGAAGCAGCGAGGGCUUCCUGUGGCGGAGCGAGCCAACCCUGGCAGGGACCUCCUGAUGGGGAAGCAGGGCCCCGCUCGGCCCCGUGCAUCCCAACAUGCACUGCUGCUGUUCUCCCGCUCCAUCUCCGUCAUUCUGCGCUGAUUCACAGCAUCUCAUUCAGGCGAGAGCGAAGCAGGAGCUUUCAAAAUGAUCGAGGGUUUGUGUUUUUUGUUUAUUUCAUGUUACAAUCAUAAGUUUCUACAACAGAGUAUAAGGGCCAAACUAAGAAAAUCCAAAAAUAUAAGUUACGAGAAUAAAAGUCUUAAUAUUAUGGAAAUAAACAAGAUUAAAGUCGCAGUGUUACGAGAAUAGUCAUAUUACGACUUUAUUCUCCUCACAACUUUAUUCACAUAAUAUUUCAAGUUUAUUUUUGUAACACUGCAACUUUAUUCUCAUACAAUUUUAUUCUCACAAUUUUAUUACGUUAAUCUCAUAAUAUUAUGACUUUAUUCAUAAUAUUAUUUCAACUUUAUUUUCUUAUUAUUCACAUUAUUUCGACUUAAUUUUUUAUGACUUUAUUCUCAUAAUUCUACAACUUCAUUCUCAUGCAAGUUUAUUCCCACAAUUUUAUGACUUUAUUUUCAUAUUUAUUUAUAUUUUCUUAGUAUGAUCCCAAUACUCCAUUGUAAGUUUCAGUGUGUUUUAUUGGGAUUUAACUUGCCAGCCCAGCACAAUAAAACUUGGUUCUAAAACGUUUAAAUAUCUUCAGCCCAUUUUAAUAUAAUGAACCCUAAAUAAGAUGAAUUAUAACCAAUUGCCUGGUCAUUCCUGUCGUUUGAUUCAGGUGUGUUAGUGCAGAUACGAUUAAAAACACGCCAUUUUGUUUCAGAGUCAUGCAGCUCUAAAUAAUUUUAGCUGAGCUGGACCAAAUGCAAAAGUGGCUCCAGAGGUUUUAAAGGUUGAUUGUGAUUUUGAGUAGAAUUUGCAACUAAUAAAAUAAAAAAGUCAGUUUUAGCAGAAAAAUUUAAUUAUCUCUCUUAGACAGUAGAACUUUCUUCAAAAUCCUCAAGGCCGCUUUUAUCCCUGUCACUUCUGCCACAUUUUUUCCUUUUGCUAAAUUUCCCAGCUUCUUUAUAAACUACAUUUUGUGGCCUACCUGUCUUAGUUUCGGUGUCCAACUUCAGGUUUUUGGUGCCGAUGUUUUGUCAGUUUUAGAUGUAUUUUCACUCCAACGCAACUGAUUCAAAUAUCAAAGUUCUGCAGAGGUUCUGCUACUAAAGCAUCAUCUGAUUCAGGUGUGUUGAACCAGAGAAAGAGCUACGUCAUGCAGGAUACCGGCCCUUGAAUUUGGACACCACUGCUGUAAACAAAUUAAAUACAUUUCUUAUUUAGGGAGAUUUUUCAUUAGCUAUAAGACAAAAAAAAUAUCAAAACUAGCAGAAAUACAGGUUAAAUGAUGUUGCAUUCUUAAGUAAAAUACAAAUUUCUCUUCUUAAAGUGAGAUUAAAAUUUAUUUUUUGACUUUGUAGCCAUUAUUUUAUUAAAAUAAAUUAAGAGAAGCAGAUGUUUAAACUUUAAAGCAGAGUGUGAAGAAAAACUCUCUCACUUUCAUAAACUAACCCAUCAGUCCUCGCAGUGCUGCCAAAAAACUGCUUAAAAAAUAAGAAACUGCCUUCAGCUCAUUCAGUGUCUGUUUAAUAAUGAUAAAGUGUAAUAUUUAGCACUAUUUUUGUAUCAGGACACAUUUAUUGAGCGAGAUCUGGUUCAUGUUUUCUCUGUUUUGUUUUAUUAUUAAACAGUACGGUGAUGCAUCACAUCUUUUGCAAAUAAAAAUAAUCACACUCACAAAGAAAAAGAAAAAUUAAAAAAAAAGGAAACACUCGUUUCUUUCAUCCGUCAUCGUUUAUCUGGGUCACGUUGGAGCGUCUGUGGCUCAACGCGUUCACAUUCGCUGUAAUUAAUCCCUUCCAUGUUUAUUUCAGCCAAUGACGACUUGUAGCAAAGUGACAGUUUGUUGAAAACUGGCUCGCUCCAGUAUUGUGGGACUUGUAGAGACGUGUAAGUGACAACUGUUGUAUAGAAAUGUACAUUUUUUUUGUAAAGAUAUUUUUAUCAAACGGCAUGUUUACUGUAACUUUGUAUUUUCAGUUUUCAUUAUUACUCUAACUGUUGUGAGGCUGCUGGAGUCAUUGUCCUUGUAGAUAACUUUGUGUUCUUAUUGGUGAAUAAAACUAUCGUGUCCUGUAUUUAAAUCUA
Messenger RNA from Xiphophorus hellerii (green swordtail), 4722 nucleotides. It is a transcript of the gene ralylb, whose product is annotated as RALY RNA binding protein like. The record is from RefSeq and is a predicted model, not a curated record. The transcript is spliced from 9 exons. Gene Ontology annotation, molecular function: RNA binding. Gene Ontology annotation, cellular component: nucleus. The coding region runs from base 1084 to 1962 and encodes 292 amino acids. NCBI's taxonomy places the organism in Eukaryota, Metazoa, Chordata, Actinopteri, Cyprinodontiformes, Poeciliidae.